UCAGAGAGGACUCGACGACAGAAAAAGAGACGUGGAGAAGUUGGACGGAGACUCAAAACAUCGAGAUAUAUUAACAAACUAUCUUCUCGGACAAGGUAUUGAGCCAAAGUAUCUUCGUUGGGAAUGGGUUCUUUUAUUUUUAAGCCUUUAAAGGGCAUAAAUUAGACUUGGGUUUGGAUUACCGUCGUCACCGGAGACCUAAAUCCACCCGUUAUAAACAUUUUGCGUGAGCGGCAUUCCUGCGCCUGCCGCCUGGACGGAGUUUCUAUUUCUUCUCCGUUGGAUUUGCAGUGGGAGAGAUGAGUGACAGGAGACGAUCCGCUGCUGCUCUGAGUUCACGAGCGCACGCCUUUUCGGUUGAAGCCCUGAUCGGGACAAACAAGAAGCGGAAGCUCCGGGGCUGGGAAGAAAAGGAACUGGAGCUGUCUAUGGAGAACCUCGCGAGCAACGGACAAUUGGGAGACGGCGAGGAUCCUGCUAAUUGUCUGGACAUCGACCCGGAUUCAGAGGCCAGCCCGGGCUCCGACGGCGAGGGUCUGGCGGAGAGGACAUCGUGCUCGUUCGGUUCCCCGGCGGACCUGACCCCCACCGCCUGCGACCCCUCGCCCUCAGCCUCCAUGGAGGAGAUCCAGGUGGAGCUGCAGUGCGCUGACCUGUGGAAACGCUUCCACGACAUCGGCACAGAAAUGAUCAUCACAAAGGCAGGAAGGAGAAUGUUCCCUGCUAUGAGAGUUAAAAUCGUGGGACUGGAUCCACAUCAGCAGUAUUACAUCGCCAUGGACAUUGUACCUGUGGACAACAAGAGAUACAGGUAUGUGUAUCACAGCUCUAAGUGGAUGGUGGCAGGAAACGCGGAUUCGCCAGUGCCGCCCAGGGCCUACAUCCACCCGGAUUCACUGGCUUCAGGAGACACCUGGAUGAGACAAGUGAUCAGCUUUGACAAACUCAAACUCACCAAUAACGAGCUGGAUGAUCAAGGCCAUAUCAUCCUGCACUCGAUGCACAAAUAUCAGCCCCGUGUCCAUGUGAUCCGGAAAGACUUCAGCAGCGAGCUCUCUCCAACCAAACCUGUUCCUACUGGGGAAGGAGUAAAGACGUUCAGCUUCCCAGAGACCGUCUUCACCACGGUCACAGCCUACCAGAACCAACAGAUUACCCGUCUAAAGAUCGACCGCAACCCAUUUGCCAAAGGAUUCCGGGACUCAGGGAGAAACAGGACUGGGUUGGAGGCAAUAAUGGAGACGUAUGCUUUCUGGAGACCUCCAGUAAGGACGCUGACGUUUGAAGACUUCACCAACAUGCAGAAACAGCAAGGAGGGAGCACUGGCACCUCUCCCACUACUUCCAGCACUGGCACUCCAUCUCCCUCCGGUGCGACGCACCUCCUCUCCCCUUCCUGCUCCCCUCCUACUUUCCAUCUGGCGCCCAACACCUUCAAUGUGGGCUGCAGGGAGAGCCAGCUGUGUAACCUGGGCUUGUCUGAGUACCCUGCAUGUGCCAGGAGCAACAUGGCCGCCCUGCAGGGCUACGGAGGACUGGCCGACGGCUCCUACGGUCGCCUCCAGACCACAGGAGGCGCUGUAACCUCUGCCCAGGCCUCCGAUUCCUUCCUGCCUCAGAGGACUUCCUCUCUCAUUGCUGCAGGAAUGCAGGGAGGGGCUCACGCCUCAUUGGCUGCUGGAAACGGCAGCGGCGGAAGCAAGAUGGAUGCAUAUGGAAGUCAGCUGGCCUCUUUUCCCGCGUCCCAACUGCAGUACGUCAUGCAGGCAGGGGCGAGCUCCGCCUCUGGGUCAUCGGCUUCCUCUGGGUCCUCCCCCUCCUCCGCCCACAUGUUCUCUGGGAGCCAUCAUCAUGUGCAGCAGAGCACAUAUAAUGCCUUUUCCCUUCACAAUCCCUACAACCUGUAUGGAUACAACUUCCCGGCCUCACCGCGCCUGGCGGCCAGCCCAGAGAAACCUCAGGGUGGCUUACUGUGCUCCUCUUCCUCCGCUGGAGCGUUUGCCGAACGUCAGUACCUGUCCAACAGCGGCAUGGACAGUAUGCACAUGAUCAGCAACCCCGCCGGCAGCCAACAGGGGGCUGGCAGCUGUGAUGGCCGCCAGUAUGGCUCCUCUUCACAGAUGUCCAUGCACAUGGUUUGAAGCCAUUGAAAAUAAACCAAAAACAGAUCAAAACACCAAGCACGAACAGCUGCUGCAGUCUUUUGCUCAGCAUUACUGGGUUUUCAGAGUAUUAUUAUUCAAAAUGUCUGACACAUUGGCGUGAGCAGUUUGCCAUUGUGAUGUUGGUGACACCAGCUGUUCAGUGUGGACUUAUUACACACA
Messenger RNA from Carassius auratus (goldfish), 2324 nucleotides. Its product is annotated as T-box transcription factor TBX15-like. The record is from RefSeq and is a predicted model, not a curated record. The transcript is spliced from 8 exons. Gene Ontology annotation, molecular function: DNA-binding transcription factor activity, RNA polymerase II-specific; RNA polymerase II cis-regulatory region sequence-specific DNA binding. Gene Ontology annotation, biological process: regulation of transcription by RNA polymerase II; cell fate specification; positive regulation of DNA-templated transcription. The coding region runs from base 300 to 2141 and encodes 613 amino acids. Gene Ontology annotation, cellular component: chromatin; nucleus. NCBI's taxonomy places the organism in Eukaryota, Metazoa, Chordata, Actinopteri, Cypriniformes, Cyprinidae.